GCGUCACAUGUUGUUUUUCUCCAGGAUCAGCUCAGUCUGGUCCCCACUGCACUGUUGCUUCUGCCGUGGCGGACAGCGGAUAUGUUCUGCAAUGGAUUAGGGUUUGUUUUUGUUUUUGUUUGUUUAAAUAACGGUUGAUAUUAUAUAUUUAUACAGAAUUUAUUUUAUGCUGUGAGGUUAGAAAAAAAGAGGAAUUUGCUGAUCUGGACUUGAAAAGAGAAGCUGAGGGAAAAUGGCAAGUCCUCCGGCGACGGGAGGACACCUGUUAUCUAAUGGGAUGAAUGGGGUGAAGAAGUACGGGUACCUGAGGAAGCAGAAGCACGGACACAGGCGAUUUUUUGUGCUCCGGGAGCCGAUCGAUAGCUGCCCGGCCCGGCUGGAGUAUUAUGAGAGCGAGAAGAAAUGGAGAAACAAGUCCGCCGCGAAACGGGUUAUAACUUUGGACUCCUGUCUGUGCGUAAACAAACGCGCCGACGCCAAACACAAGCACCUCAUCGCCCUCUACACCAAGGACGAGUACUUCGCUGUGGCUGCAGACAACGAGCAGGAGCAGGAGAGCUGGUACAGGGUUUUGACUGAUUUAAUAGCUGAGGGGAAAGUGUACGACAGCCCUGCUUCCACGUCCUCUCUGGUGGGCUUUGAAGAGGCCAGUUACGGACUCCUCACUCCUGCAACACCUGCCUACAAGGAGGUAUGGCAGGUCAACUUGAAAUCCAAAGGUUUGGGGCAAGUGAAGAACCUCACUGGAGUGUACAGGCUGUGUUUGUCCAGCAGGACCAUCAGCUUUGUGAAACUGAACUCUGAAACAGCUGCUGUUAGUCUACAGCUCAUGAACAUCAGGAGAUGCGGCCACUCAGACAGCUUCUUCUUCAUAGAGGUAGGUCGCUCUGCAGUAACGGGGCCCGGGGAGUUCUGGAUGCAGGCAGAGGACUCAGUGGUGGCGCAGAACAUCCACGAAACCAUCCUGGAGGCCAUGAAGGCCAUGAAGGAGCUGUCCGAGUUCAGACCGAGGAGCAAAAGCCAGUCUGCUAGCACUAACCCCAUCUCUGUACCCACAAGGCGCAACCUCAACAACCUCCCCCCGAGUCAGACGGGCCUUGUGAGGAGAUCCAGAACAGACAGCAUGGCAGCCACGUCGCCAGGGAGGAAGGUCACGUCCUGUCGAAUAAGAACUUCCAGUGAGGGAGACGGAAGCGUGACCCGGCCUGUGUCCAUGUCCAUAUCUGUGAACGGGAGUCCCACCAGUCCUAACUCUGGGAAUCACCUCAGCAGGUCCCACACCCUCAGCAAUGGGCGCACUUGCAGGAUGCUAGAAUCAACUUACAACCUCCAUCACAGCCGCUCGAUGCCGGUGUCCAACUCCCCCCCUGCUGCCUCCAGUCCCAUUAGCAUGUCUCCUCGAGGCGGGGGCAGGAUCUGCACUCCUGACAAAGUUAGGCGCCCCUUCAGCUGCAGCGCCUCCAUCUCGGGCUCUCUCAGCGACACCGGCUUCAUGCUGUGCGACGAUUACAGCUGCAGCCCAGGUGAACCCAGGUUCCUUCCCCUGACUCGCAGUGACACCCCCGACUCCCUGUCCAGCACUCCUCCAUCCCGUGACACCAGCGACCCUUGUGGCUACAUGAUAAUGGAGGGAGCAAAUGGAAGCAGGUGCUGCAACGGGGGCGAGGGUCUGGCUUACAGGAAGCGAACCCACUCCCUCACCACACCACGCCAACAGAGGGUGGUGGCCCCGCUGUCCUCGGCCUCCCUGGAUGAGUACACCCUCAUGAGGAUGGCCCACGGACAGAACUCCCACUCUGCCUCACCCAAAGUGUGCUACCCUGAGGAUUACGGCGACGUUGAAAUCGGUUCAUCCAGGAGCUCCAGCAGUAACCUUGGGGACGAUGGCUACAUGCCCAUGACGCCAGGUAUAGCACCCCAGUCUGGAAAGGCAGACAACUACGUGCCCAUGAGCCCCAUGUGUGUCUCAGCACCGAAGCAGAUUGUGAACCCUCGGGUGCAUCCUCAAGCGGCUGCCAGUGGCGGUUACAAGACCAACUCCCCUUCCUCCAGUUCUCUAGAGGACAACGGCUACAUGAGAAUGUGGUGUGGCUCUAAGUCCUCCAUUGAGAGUCCAGAUAGACAUGGUGAAUACAUGAACAUGUCCCCUGGAAACCCACCUCCACUCCAGACCCCACCUGAUUACUGCUUGGGCCUUCUGGCUUCUGAACCCACAUCAAUUAGGCCAGCCUACCAGACCGGCUCCCUCACGCUACCUGCUAAACUGCAGGCCUCCAAGAAUGAAGAUAACAACCAGUAUGUACUGAUGAGUCCCCAGAGUUUGAGGCAGAGACCUGGGGAGUCAGACUAUUAUUCAGUGAUGCAGCCCAGUGCAGCUCAAACCUCACCGCUGUGCCCCUCAGCACCCUCUCCAGUCAGACACAGCCGAGCUGAGAGUUUGGCCUACAGGGGGAGGCUGGGCAGACCUAACAGGCUGUCUCUGGACACCCUAAGGACCCUGCCCAGCAUGAAUGAACAUCCCCUCCCUGGAGAACCCAGGAGCCCAGGGGAAUACAUUAACAUCGACUUCAGUGGCGCCAGAUUCUCCCCGCCCUCUGUCGUAUCUACAGAGAGGCAGUCUUCAUCGCUGGCCUCCAGUGGCGGGGGCCCAGGGAGGUCAUCUCUGGCAGACUACAUAAACCUGGAGCUGGGAUCGCACUCACCAAAGGAGGCUGACACUCCCGCUGAGCGCUUGGACACACUCCCAGAGCUAACCUUGUGCCCCUGCUCAGAGGAGGAUGGAGUAUACCAUGUGGAUAGUGAGAAAGACUCCCAGGGCCUCAGUGAUGAGGUGAAAAAUGAUUACACCGAGAUGACGUUUGGGAUGACCAGCUCGCCCCCACAGCUUGUACCUCAGAACGCAACAAGUAGCCAGAGCAGCAGAGAGAAGAUGCUCUCUAUGGAGGACCAGGACAUCCCAGAACACAUCGGGGUCUUCCUGCUCGGUGCAACCUCUUCCUCCACAGUGGACCCUGACUGCUCUGCCAAGGUCAUCAGGGCACAUCCGCAGGGACGCCGGCGCCACAGCUCUGAAACCUUCUCCUCCACCGCCACCGUGACCCCGGUCUUCACAUCCUUCGCUCGCGGCGAUGCAGUAAAGAGGCACAGCUCGGUGGAGAACAUCUCUUCCCGGAGCAGUGAGGGCUCCGACGAGGAGUACGGCAGCCCCGAGAACCAGCAGAGCUCGGCGGGCUACCCCAACAGACUCAACUACAUUGCCUUGAACCUGGAGAAGUGCGAGGACCUGGUCGGCUUCAAACCCGCCAGCAGCUGCAAAGGGGGCAUCAACGGAUUGCACACCUCACCAUAUGUCUGUUUGGGAUUCAAGGAGGCUGCAACCACUGCUAAAGACUGAAGGACUCGAUCUGUCCUCUGACUUAGCAUCCCGACUGACCUGCUGCUCAAAAGGAAAAGGAAAAAAAAAAAAAAAAGAAGAAGCAAACUUUGCCCUUUGACAGGGCUCUGUGGCCCAAAAAAAAGACUGUAUGGACCCUCAGUAUCACAAACACACACUUAGGACACAAGCAGGUCACCAUCUAUGCAUGUCUGGGAUUUGCUGAUGGCAGCACAGGUGUGUUUGUGCGAAUGGGUGUAUUAUUGUUUUGUGUAUUGGUGUGUCUCAUGUUCCCUGCACUUUUAGAGGCCAUUUCUCCUGUGACCCAGUUUUUUGGCACAAGCACAGAAGAAAAGAUAGUCAGACAAUAACAGUACUCUGAUGGUACCCAAAUACUAUUUAUUUACUUGAGGGUAGUUUUAUGACUGCCUGCAUGUGUGCAUGUGUGUGUGUUUCUGAGGUAAAGUCCGACCAACGGGUAUGCCAGUGAACAAUGAAACCUAGAAAUGGCCAAGGGAGAGAGGAUACUAAGGUACACUGAGUAUAUAACUAUAGUUAUUUAGAUAUUUUAUUUAUUUUUGGAUGAUGAAUGUCUGAAAAGACCUACACAAUGCCUUAAUGUCUAUACUGUCCUUAUGUUUUCUAUGAAAUAAGCGAUAAAUAUUCUAUUAUGGUAUGUUUGUUUGGGCCUACAUCUCUAUAUUGUUAUUUUCUUGUGGAAAGUAAAAUGUCUAGUUUACCAUUAAAAUAUAUUAUUUCAGAAAUGUGCAGUACUGUGGGGCUGCUUGAGAGCUGAUUUAUUGUAUUGAUAUUAAAGUAUUUUCUUAAUUAAUUAUUUCUUAUUCAUUGUAACUUAGUUUAUUUUUUGUCCAAUCAGAAGUGCUGGACUAAAAGAGAUAUAUUUCUAAAUGUUUUCAAGAGUUAUGCAUGUCUAUAUAAAUCAGCUCAGACCCCCACAACAUCAGGCAUCUGAACGCACUGUACCUCCCACAGUUCCUCAGUCACUUGAGCCUGAAAACCUCACACACUCCUACCUUCAAACCUACGGCCUGCUGUUUAGCUCGAUGCAAGCCGCCCUGCUGUGAUAUCGUUUGACUGUACAAUUGUCUAGUUGAGGUGAUAAUGGAGUGGGGGAAGCCAACAAAAACUGUUGAGGUUGGGGAGCCCAGUUGAGCCCAUAUCUGGUCAGCGAGUGAGGGCUGAAGAAAAGGGCAUGAGGGGCACUGAGGGGAGUGGGGCUGGGCAGCAAAGAAAAUGUAGUGGAAAAGAGGCCCACAGCCACAUGUGACACCUCCAUGGAGGUUCACGGGAGACUCAGCUGUCUGGAAAAUGUGAUUACAUGGCAGACAGUGUAACAAAAUUAGAGCUAGCUGAAGAGAAUUAUGUAAGGUUACAAGUUAAAGCAAGACUUUGUAACUGAAUUACUAUAUAAUUAUUUCAUUAUAGGAUAAUGCAUCAUCAUUAUUUACUAUUAGCCAUUGGCUAACAUUAGCCACCAUUAGCAACGCGUCAUUCCAGACCAAAUAAGUCAUUAUCUUAUUUCUCCAAGAAUGAGGAAAAUUUUUACAUUUUUUCUGUUAAAAGUUUAAUAUCUUAAAAUAUUAACAUAAUGUAAAAAUUUAAAGAGUUUAGUGUAAUUUCAAAAGCUACCAAACAGACUCUGCUAAAGUUUAACAUUAUGAAUGUUAGCAAAUAUUGCUAAUGUUAAGUUUUAGGCACAAAACCUUACAGGUACCUCUAGGCCCCGUGAACGCGGUAAAAUUUGCCUCUUGCAUUUUAGCCUGUUGUUUACACGACAACAGCGUUUCGAGUCCCUGAAAACGGUACAAUUUGAAAACGGGUUCCAGAGUGGAGCGUUUUUAAAAUAGCUCCGUCUAUGUAAACAGUGAAAGCGCUGCUGGCACACGCGCACUAUGCUUGUGACUCCUACAACCACACUGUCAACUUGUGGCCUGGCGUGGGAACUACAGCGUUUUCAACACCUUGUGGUUCUGUCUGAACACGUUACUUUUCGAAAACGGCAAAACGACACCUUUUCCACUGGAUCGUUCUUGUGUAAACGGGGCCUUACUGUGGGAAAAUGUGUCAUUUCCACUUCAGAAACCAACCGUUAAUGUGAUGAAACCAACCAUAAUUGAUGAUGGGGAAAAACUGUCACCUCAUGAAGAACAUUCAACACAAAAUCUGAAUCGAGACUCUUCCCGUGAACCUCCAGAUUGGCCACUAGGUUAUUUAUUAUCAAAGUCAUUUUAAAGCACUCUAUUUCUAUCCUGACUGUGGUCUUUGUGCCAUCUGCUGUGGCAGCUCCAACUGGCUCUCAACCCCUUUAGUGUACAGUGGAUUGUAAAACUUCAGUCUGAAUGUAUCGCUGAGCUGGUGGAAACACCACAGAAAUGUGCAAGAGUUGAAUAGUACUGGAGCCGUACCACACUAGGUCACAGGUACGGCUCUUUAUCUUCAUAGUCUUGAAUGUGUAUAUUUUGUACAUAGCGUUUAACUAAAGGAAAAAAGUCUAUCAGCUAUACAUUAGAGUUCUUAGAUUUAAACUAUGUUGCAAUGAUAUUCCUGUGUAAAGACUUUGGCUACCAAUUUUUAAAGGCGGGCUGGGUUUUUGCUUUGGGGAUGUAUAGUUUAUUGUAUUCUUUUAUCCUUUACAGUGACUAUAUAUAAAAAAAAAAUUAUCUUUGUCUAUUUUAUUAUAGAAAUCUCUUUGCCUUGUUGACACACUUUACCUAAUGGCAUAUGCAAUAGUGACAUGAAUAAAAUCUAGUUUACAACUGUGGAACCAAAUGUAAUGUUGCAUUGAUUUUUUUUUUUUCUUUAUUGUGACGAGCAGGAGCUGCUUUCCUCCGUGUACAUUUCUCUUUCUGCCAAGUGUUUUUGUUUUUCCCGUCACUGGGAACUUUGUUCCUGACAUGUCUAAAAGCGCUUUCCGCAUUUGUCCAUGGAUAGAUUGUUCCUAAUCAAUUGAUCUUUGAUUGACUCAGUUUGAAUGUGCUGUCUUCCAUUGUACAUAAGUCAACAUACUGUUUAUUGUGAUGCUCACGAGAGAUGACUAUAAUGAUUUAUAAAUUUUGGUAGUUGAGUUUUGCUUUUGUCUGUAUUAAUUAUGAAUAGCAACCUACAGAAAUAAAUGAAUUUAUUUAAAGAUCUA
This is a messenger RNA of Archocentrus centrarchus (flier cichlid), 6527 nucleotides long. Its product is annotated as insulin receptor substrate 2-like. Bases 233 to 3394 code for a protein of 1053 amino acids. The record is from RefSeq and is a predicted model, not a curated record. Gene Ontology annotation, molecular function: insulin receptor binding; phosphatidylinositol 3-kinase binding. NCBI's taxonomy places the organism in Eukaryota, Metazoa, Chordata, Actinopteri, Cichliformes, Cichlidae. The transcript has 3 exons. Gene Ontology annotation, biological process: insulin receptor signaling pathway. Gene Ontology annotation, cellular component: cytosol; plasma membrane.